Molecule: messenger RNA, 2043 nt
Organism: Hypoxylon trugodes
Lineage: Eukaryota; Fungi; Ascomycota; Sordariomycetes; Xylariales; Hypoxylaceae
Product: actin-like ATPase domain-containing protein
Exons: 2
Coding region: 138-1874 (578 amino acids)
Biological process (GO): microtubule-based movement
Source: RefSeq, a predicted model, not a curated record
AAAAUAAUGGCAACUUUAACUUUAAAUUGGAAUUUCUAAAUCUAAAUUCCCUACGAAACUCUCCAAACGAAACGAAACCUACCAUGUUCAACUUCAACAUGUAAGAGAAGAAAUCCAUUUCAUACAAACAAAUAGGCAUGUCGUCGAGUGCUGGACCCAGUCUACCCCAUAGGGCCGUGUCUAGUAUACGCACUGGCGACCGCUCGUCAAUCCAAGCCUUACCAACCACGCCUCACACCCCUCCACGAACGACGGUGGUCCCUUCGUCCUUUGGAUCUCCGUCCACCCUACGCGCCGACGAUGAGGUAAUCGUUAUUGAACUGGGUUCUCGGAAACUGCGGAUCGGCUUUGCGGGCGACUCGGCUCCUAAGAGGAUCGUGUCGUUUGGUCCAGAGCAGCAGAGACGCGCUGGGGAUUUCAGGGCUUGGGAGGCUAGUUUCCAGACCGACUGGCGGAAGAGAGCUUCAGGAAAACCUUGGGGAGCAGAUCAUGAGUUAUGGCAGCUAGAUGUCAGAGGACAGGAUCUAGUCUUAAUCGGAGACAAGCUGGAACGUGAGUUGAGAGACACGUUUAUGAAAUAUCUUCUCAUCGAUUCUCGACCAAGAAGAUUAGCCCUCGUCCUACCACCAACACUUCCUAUACCACUCAUCUCCUCCGUCUUCAAUACCGUGUUCAACCGCUUCCAAACACCCUCGAUAUCGCUUUAUUCAUCACCCGUCACGGCGGCAUUGGCGGCGGGCGCCCGGUCAGGCCUAAUAAUUGAUAUUGGCUGGCAUGAAACAACAGUUACAGCUGUAUAUGAAUUCAGAGAAGUACAGAGCUGGAGGACCGUCAGAGCUGGCAAAUUAUUAGUGGAAGAGACGUACGAGUUCCUAACCAACGCCAUGCAAGGGCGACCAAGCACCGCUAGGACCGAGCGUACUGAUGACAAAUUGGAGGAUAAAGCCGUGAGCUUUGAAGAGUGUGAGGAGUUUGCGACUCGUAUAUUAUGGUGCAAGAGGAAUGCAAAACAACCCACACAAGAUUCUAGCGAAGGCCUACCAACAUUACACGAGCAGGAUGAGUCUGAAACGGUGGCUCCGGCUGAGGAUCGUUCCCCAGUUACUGUCACUCUCAAUUCCUGUAACCCCCGGAAGACGGUGGAGAUCCCGUUUGCAGAUCUUGCGGAACCAUGUGAAGCUGUCUUUUUCGAGCCUCAUCUUUCGCCAUGUUGCUUCGACGACCAUGAGAUUCCUGUGCAUCUACUCGCCUACCGGGCUUUGCUUCAGCUACCGUUAGACGUUCGCGCCAUUUGUAUGUCGCGUAUCAUCUUCACCGGUGGCUGCUCAAAUAUUAUUGGUCUAAGAGGACGUAUCUAUGAUGAAGUGUCCCUCCUCGCUAAGGAAAGAGGUUGGGACCCGAUUAGGGGAAAAGGAGUUGAUCAAUAUAGGACGAACCCGAAGUUACGGCGAAACGGCGCCCGGCAGUCCGGUGGUGGGCCUAUUCCCGUGGCUCAGACUGAGAGUAGCAAUGCGGAAGAGGGUGGGACAGCACCGCCUACCAACCCCGCGUAUGCGCCCUCUGAAGUUGACCAAGUGGAGGAAAUGAUUAAGAAGGAUAAGAACUACAAACCAACUAUUCAGGGGACGUUUCGGGUUCUAGACUCGCUAGGACCAUGGUGCGGGACAAGCAUGGCUACACAACUAAAAGUGCCGGCUUUAGCUACAAUCGACCGUGAACUAUGGCUCCAACAAGGAGUGAACGGCGCGUGUCGACCUAACGAAGUGGAUGUUAAAGCACAACAGAGACAGAGCAUGGGUGCUGGAGGGUUGAUUAGAGGUCAAGCUUCCCAAGCCAGCAGCAAUUGGACCCUGGGUGUAUGGGGUACUCUUUGAUUUGGGGGUUUCGAUAUGACGCUGUGCGGAAAACAAGGUAUGAUGAAGUAAUUGAUGUGAGUUUUGAUUGUAAAGAUACCCUACCAUAAGACUCAAGCAAUUGAGAUUUUAAGAAAAAAAAAAUAACUAUUAUUUACUAAUGCUCAAUCUGCCCUCUUUUUAUGAUAAA